Molecule: messenger RNA, 1984 nt
Organism: Sorex fumeus (smoky shrew)
Lineage: Eukaryota; Metazoa; Chordata; Mammalia; Eulipotyphla; Soricidae
Gene: PDZD11
Product: PDZ domain containing 11
Exons: 7
Coding region: 85-507 (140 amino acids)
Biological process (GO): neurotransmitter secretion; maintenance of epithelial cell apical/basal polarity; protein localization to basolateral plasma membrane
Cellular component (GO): basolateral plasma membrane; cell-cell junction; synapse
Molecular function (GO): protein binding
Source: RefSeq, a predicted model, not a curated record
CUUCACCCCGAGACCAUGGGCGGUGCCUUGCCCGGCGUUCCAGUUUCAUACCUGUGAAGAGUUUUAUCAGUGACCGUGUCAGAGAUGGACGGCCGGAUUCCUUAUGAUGAUUACCCAGUGGUUUUCCUGCCUGCUUAUGAGAACCCCCCAGCAUGGAUUCCUCCUCAUGAGAGGAUAUACCAUCCAGACUAUAACAAUGAACUGACUCAGUUUCUGCCCCGAAUCGUCACACUGAAGAAACCUCCUGGAGCUCAGUUGGGAUUUAACAUACGAGGAGGAAAGGCCUCUCAGCUUGGCAUCUUCAUCUCCAAGGUGAUUCCUGACUCUGAUGCACAUCGAGCAGGACUUCAAGAAGGGGACCAAGUUCUAGCUGUGAAUGAUGUGGAUUUCCAAGAUAUUGAGCACAGCAAGGCUGUUGAUAUCCUGAAGACAGCCCGUGAAAUCAGCAUGCGUGUUCGCUUCUUUCCCUACAAUUAUCAUCGCCAAAAAGAAAGGACUGUGCACUAGCAUUGCAACCUUCAGCCUUCCACAUGGAAUCUUCUAGAGCAAGCUAGCUUGACCCUGGGGAACCCACUCAGGAAACUACUCUCAGCUUCUCUCUGACAUAGCUGAGUGCGGAGGUUGGGGGACAGUGAAGCCCUAUACUGAGAUAACUAAAUAAUUUCAUUAUCUUAACUAUACUGCACUUUUUAUUCCCUAGUUUCAUUUCAUUGGGGGGAACCAUACCUGGCCAUGUUUAGGGGAUAUAUCUGAUUCUUUGCUACCUUUAUGUGGUCCUAGGGAUCAAUCAACUCAGGGUCAGCCAGAGUGGCCAUUUGCAAGACAAGUGCCUUAACUCCUGUACUCUUUUGCAGCCUCCCCCCAUUCUGGUUUGCUUGCUUUUGUUGUGGGGGGGCCACACCCAGCUGUGCAUAGGUCUUACUUCUGGCUCUCUGCUCAGGAACCACUCUGGUUGAGGCUUGGGGAACCAUGGGGAGUGCCAGGAAUUGAACCUCGGUUGGCUGGGUGCAAGGCACGCACCCUACCUACUGUACUAGUCUCUAUGACUCCCCUCCUGGAUUUCUAGGUGAGCUUAAUUUUUGCAAGAGGAAGUAGAAAGAUGAUGAUUUGUAAGUAUAGCCCAGCCUGUGAAGAACUCUACUAGAAAAGGCAACUGACACUUACCAUGUCCUAGGCAAUUACACAGAUAUCUCUGUUUUUGAUAGAAUAUAGAAAUCAGAUUUUUAAAAAGUUUUGGGACCUGCCAUCAAAUCUGCCUAGUCAUCUUUUUUUCUUUAUUUCUUUUGGGCUUUGGGGGCCAUUCCUAACUGUGCUCAGGGCUUACUCCUGGCUCUGAACUCAGGGAUCACUCCUGGUGGAGCUCAGGAGACCAUAAAUGGUGCCAGGAAUCAAACCUGGGUUGGUUGCAUGCAAAGUAGAUGCCUUACCCACUGUACUGUUUUUUCAUCCCAUGCUUCGUCAUCUUUUCCCAUCUUUAUACUAUUAGUCUUACACGCUUGGGAGAACCUGUGGGACCCUAUUCCCCCUCCCCUUGCUCCUAUUCUUCCAAAAGUAAAACCCAAUGCUGAGAAAACAUUGUGACUUUUGCAUGACAUUGAUUGGGUGUAAAAUGGCUAUUGAGACAAAAAUAAAUGGUCUCAUUAAUAAUUCCAUCCUGGUCCAAAGAGGCUAUUCCUCAUCAAACUGGAAGGAACACAGCAGCUCAAAGAAAGGAGCCACUGAAAGUAACAGAAACACCAGAUCUUCAUAGCUAUAUCUGCUCAGAGCAAUGCUGAAGCUAAGAAACCAUAGCCACAGUAUAAUGGGAGAAUGGCAAUAGGAGAGGUAUAUUAGAGGAAGUAGGGCCUACCACCCUGAGUAUUGAACAUUUUCAUGAAAGGGGCAGUAUUGUAGUUCUGUCUUUUCUUUUAUAGAUUAUUUGAUCUGGAAUAAAAACUGUAAAGGUGAGACUAAGAUGCAUUUCUUUUGAGGGGCAGCAGUAAGA